GGGUCAUUACUGUAACUAAUACACAUUGUUCCGUUCACACCGUUUCCAACUCUAAACACACCACACCAAAGCAAACGUCAGAGAUUGAACACGGUGUAAGAUUUUCUUUUAAGGUCAGAACAUGCUGAACUGUAAGACUACACGUCCUGCUUCUGCAUUGAUGCAUCCUUCAAUUAAAUAUUCAGUGAGUGCCGAGUGCUCUUGUUUCUGCAGUGAUGCAGGAUAAAUCAAGUUCAAAUCAUAGAGAGUCCGAGCGCAGCGUGUGAUGUCGAUCAGAAUUUAAGUAAAUCCAUUCAUUUCAUUCAGGUGUAAGGUUUUGGAAUCUGACGCAGUUUAUAUACGUGUAGAUGGAAUUAUCCUGGUUGUUAUCUACUUCUAUAUAUGAUCAAGACAUGUUUCUUCUCAAUCGGUGACUCAAACGCUUUCUUCAGGUCUGAUUUGUGGAGUUUGAGUUCAACCUGACGAUUCAGGACGAGCAGGGUGGUCUUUUUGGUCUACAGCAUCUGUUUUGAAUGGGGUCUCUGUGAGCCAUGGUGAAGGUGCUCUCCAUCAUAUUUUUCCCAGUCUUUUUCCUCAUGGCUUUGGGCUCGAAGCUCUGCCCUCAUCAGUGCUCUUGUUAUGAAGCAUCAGAGCUGGUGGACUGUCGAUCUCGAGGGUUUUCCCACAUCCCUCAUAAUAUUCCUCACGGCACAUGGCUCUUGGAUCUCAGCGGGAACAAGUUGUCAGAGUUUGGAAGUACGUCUUUUAUUGGGAUAUGGGCUCUCCGGGUACUCCUGCUGUCCCAGAGCAACAUCCAGUUGGUGCAUUCUCAGGCUCUUUCCUCUCUGACCUUUCUAGAAAAGCUGGAUUUGUCUUCCAACGAUCUCCAUGUCCUCCCUUCAGAUUUCUCCUGCGGUCUGACCUCCCUUAAAGACCUCAAGCUGUCCCACAACUCUCUGGAGCGUCUCGAGAAACACUCCCUGAAGGAGCUCGAAAGCCUGGAGCGCUUGGAUCUCAGUCACAACCACAUCCAGAUCAUCGAAGUGGGAGCGUUUCGUGGACUCACCAUGUUACGCCAUCUAAAUCUAGCCUGGAAUCAGCUGUCGGUUCUCCAAGGAGGACUCCUGACCAUGCAGCAGGGUCUUAGCGUUCUUAUACUAGCCCACAAUAACAUCUCCAGGAUCGAAACAGAAGCUCUGGCUCCACUUCAGACUCUUACCAUUCUGAAUUUAGAAGCAAAUCAAUUAAGGAGCUUGAAGUUCAAGACUUUUCUAAACCUUCAGACGCCUAGCACGCAUCUGCAGAUGUCGGAAAACCCUUGGAUGUGUGACUGUGAGCUGCAUCGGGUCUUCAGUAAGAUACUACGCGUCAAGCACCUCCAUGUUGACGAUUAUAUGAAUAUUACGUGCCAUUCGCCGCUGUUGUUGGCUGGAGCGACUUUGGGUUUGAUGCACAGUCAGCUGUGUGUCGCGGAAACGGCCACGGUGUUGGUGAUCACCGGGACUGUGAUGGUCACUGUGGUGGCGGCGCUGGUUAUGGCGGAACGCAAGCGGAAGAAGCAGAAGAUGAACUUGGAAAGACAAGGAAGUGAUCCCAUGCCUUGGGAGGCUCGUAAAUGAAGAACGCAGGGGAAAAAGUGUGUUGUUGUCACAAAAUAGGUGACCCUGGAGCACAAUUUAUGUUGUGUGGGUAUUUAUGUUUUUAGCCAUUUGCAUUAAGAACUUCAUCGGAUUGCCAUCUAUAUAGAGCGCCACUUUUAAAACAUGGUGUGAUAAGAGUCUUAGGGUAAUUGAUCAGUUAUUUAAAGGGCACCUAUGAUGAAAAUCAUCUUUUGUAAGCUGUUUGGACAGAACUGUGUGUUGGUAUAGUGUGUCCACAGUCAUAUGGGCU
Molecule: messenger RNA, 1869 nt
Organism: Danio aesculapii
Lineage: Eukaryota; Metazoa; Chordata; Actinopteri; Cypriniformes; Danionidae
Product: slit homolog 2 protein
Exons: 3
Coding region: 531-1598 (355 amino acids)
Molecular function (GO): protein binding
Source: RefSeq, a predicted model, not a curated record